This is a messenger RNA of Paraglomus brasilianum, 1992 nucleotides long. The record is from the annotation of a GenBank genome assembly. Lineage: Eukaryota; Fungi; Glomeromycota; Glomeromycetes; Paraglomerales; Paraglomeraceae.
AUGCAGAGCAAUUUUGCUGCUAGUUUUAAUAUUUGUCUUAUAAUAGUAUUGUUGUACGUGACAGCAGUCACAGCAAACUCAGUCAAACCGUUUACAUCAUCGGCCCUCUCAGCAACGAUUGAAAAAAGAUGGGUUCCGUUUCUACCCGUCUCCGGUCCGACUGAACAACGUUCACAUAGCGUCAGGAAUUGCGGAGGAUCGAUACGAUUUGAUGACUUCCACCUCAUUAGUACCCCGGGAAAAUUAUCUGCUUAUCUCUAUACAGCAGAUCCACUAAACCACUUGGGUAAUGCUACAGUGCGCAUAAGUUCGUCAACAAAUCCCAACAUUAUUUUAUUGCUUCCUAUCGACGACUCUCGUGCGAAACUUGUUGACGUGCCAUGCGGUAAUGGUAAUACCGGUAGUAGCAGUGGUAAAGAAUGGUCGUGUCAAGUUACAUUUGGAUCUCCCACAGUAUUUAGCUUUUCUUAUGAAGCAGCUGCCGACAACAAAAACCAACUUGGCACACUUUAUCAGAAUACCCAUAACGACUUCUUUGCGAAGUUUUACCUAUUUGAUCAGUUUAAUAACGAUAUUACGGGUUGUGCCGUAGUUCCCGUUGGAAAUGCCGAUUGGCCCGCCUCUGUGUCAGGCAAUGUCACAAAUGUGGCUACAAUUCCUUUUAUAGUCGGUGCAAUUAUUGCAGUGGCUGUCAGUGUGGCGCAACAGAUCGCCACAAUGCAGGCAGAGUUAACCAAAGGGCUUACCAAAAAAGUUGCCAAAAAGAAAAAGGAAAAGGAAACGUCUGACCUGUCUAGACAACCGACCAAAGAAGUCCCAUUAUCGGCACAAAUUCCUUCCGUAUAUGACGUUUUUCGUGCUGCUCAGUUUGUCGUAACCAAUGCUCUACUUUCAUUGUUUUGCCUCCCACCCUUGUUCCGGGACAUAUCGGUCAAACUUGCAUGGUUUAGCGCUGUCCCUUCAAGUAAAUUUAACGGCACCUUGUCCCAAAUUGCAGAUGACAAUAUUCGAGGAGGAAUAUGCACCAUGCAAGUCAAUAACUGUCUUGAUAACGUGCAGAGCUUAACCGUGACAAAAUUUUGCAAGCCAGAGUUGAAACCGCCCUCUUCUGGUUUCUCGUCUUUCGGAGAGAUGUUAAACAUUCCCAGCUAUAAUAUGUUCUUUAUGGUGCUAGUCGUAUUCUGUAUAGUGUUGGCGUGUGUGGUGUUUGCUGCGCUCCUCUUUGGGUUAGUGGCACGCGCAUUAAAGAGUAAAUGGGAUACAUGGCCCUUUUUGGAAAAAGCUUGGAAUAACAUUCCUCUUUUGGUCAUCGGUGGAGCGUUACGAGUGGUGCUCCUGUUUCACAGCCCUCUCACACUUUUUGCCGUCUAUCAACUAACGCUUCAUUUCGACUGCUGGUUCUUGCUUUUCCUUGCCAUAUUGUGCAUUGUGUUGUUUACUUUUGGUACCUUAGGCUUUUGCACAUUCAGAAUCAUGUGGGAUAUGUACUAUGAUCCGGGUGCAUUCGAGACUCCAGUUCACGAAUUUGUUUACGGCGCUUUUUACACUCAGUAUCAGAAUGAUCCAGAUCGGUCCAGUACGGAUCUGAGCAAAACACGCAUAUGGUUUUUUAUUUUCACGACUGCUUAUGACACGGUUCGAGCAAUCGGCAUCGGAGCUGCUCGUGCAAGCGGUGCCGUACAAACAAUCUACUUGAUGGUUAUCGAAGCAUCAUACUUCAUUGCGUUGUUACUUUUUAAGCCUUAUAUGAUAACCUUGAUGAACGCAUUGAACAUAUUGAUAUCUUUUCUGAGGAUUGCGGUUGUGGUCCUGUUGUAUCCAGGCUUGAGCAAAUGCACAAAUAGUAUUUUUAAACUUGUUGCGCUCGGAUUAGAAGGCAUUAUUUCUAUAUUGUUGUUUGCCGUGAUCCUCAUAAAAGUGACUGACUAUGUUGGAAAAAAUUAUUGCUGCAAGUCUAAAGAUACGGCGGAAAUCGAGAACGACCGAUUUUAA